GCCGCAGAUUUGUUGUGCUACGUCGCUGCCAUUUAUUUGCUUAUCAUGGAUAAAUUUCUCUAGGAUCAGCUCCCGGCAACAAUUUGUAUGCCACUGUUAAUGUUGCAGUGAUUUUUCGAUUUGCAUCCUUUUCAUAAAUUGAUACAUGUAGAUAGCUAGUAUGCAUAUUGGUACUUUAAUGUGGUGGCUUCAGUAACGAUGAGCUUCUUUGUAAACUUGUUGUUUACAGAAGUUUUUAUAAAUAAAUUCAAAGCUCCAUGUCGGGAUGCUGAGGCAAGGGGAAUGGCUAUGCGGAGUUGGUAUCCAGCAAGUGCAAUGGCGUCAGCACCCUCAACAGAUACGAAAGUUAGACGCUAGCAUCGUUUUCAUCAAUCAUUUCGGCAUGUCGAUACCCAACCACCUGUUCUGGCCGUCGGACUGCUCUAUGCAGACUCCAUGUGGUGCGGUGCUUCCUGACUCAGCCAAACAGCAGCUCGUCGAAAGCAGCUGCCAGUGAUCCUCUUUUAUCGGUCACUACAACCACAAGGGUACGUGCGCAAUGUAGGAAUGCUGCAGUGUCAAACUCAUCUUGUUUGAUCUGCAAUGUCAGUCGUCACUGCGUCGCUACCCCUGGAACGAAAGCAGCUGUACAGUAGAAUAUCGAGCUUUCAGAUGCGUCCCCAGAAAAUGCUGUCUUGCAUUUGCCCUAACUCACCAAAAAAAAACCAUGUGCUGUGCACGCCGGCUGUUACAGUCCACCGUAAACUUGGAUCGUCAAUUUUGGUAGUCUCCGGCAGCUGGUCACGAUAGGCGCCCCGGCUGCUGAUCUUUGAGAGGCAACUUCAGCUCGAAAGAAAGCUCGUUGUGGCAAAGGAAAUUUGCAGCGGCAAUUAAAAGACAAAAUUAAUGAAUUUCACUUCAUACCGUAAUUAUUUGCUUAGGGCGUACAACCUCACCUUGAAGAAUGUUGUUGUAUGGGUGAGAGUGGAGCUUGCGUGUAAGAUGGGAAGCGUGCCGCAAGUAUGCAUACUUUGUACUUGUCAACUCAGGCACUAUUAUGUAAGCUCUUCACGCUCAUUGGACCCUUUAUCAUACAAGACUUGCAAAAACAUGUCUCGUUUUUGCAUUGGUUGCGAGCGUGGAAUUUUGCGGGCCCUAGUCCUUUCUGAAAGAGAUAGCCCACUCCUCGCUUUCUUGUCGGUAGAGGCUUCGCGAUAAGACGGCAAGCCGCUCCCUCCUCAAUUUGAUAUCACCUUGUUCCAGUUCGAAUCGCCAGUCUCCUCUACCAGCUGCUCAUUUUCCAUUUGGCCGUAUCCCACUCACUGUCAUCCCAAAGGUCCAGCACCAUUUCAUUUCCUGGUCCAACCAAACACCUGGCUGAUUAUAUUCAACAAACUUUCUUUCUAACCGCCCGAUAAAUUUACAAGAU
Plasmopara halstedii is the source of this 1408-nucleotide messenger RNA. RefSeq lists its product as uncharacterized. Bases 583 to 789 code for a protein of 68 amino acids. Lineage: Eukaryota; Oomycota; Peronosporomycetes; Peronosporales; Peronosporaceae. The transcript has a single exon. The record is from RefSeq and is a predicted model, not a curated record.